Akanthomyces muscarius is the source of this 660-nucleotide messenger RNA. RefSeq lists its product as uncharacterized. NCBI's taxonomy places the organism in Eukaryota, Fungi, Ascomycota, Sordariomycetes, Hypocreales, Cordycipitaceae. The transcript has a single exon. The record is from RefSeq and is a predicted model, not a curated record. The coding region runs from base 1 to 660 and encodes 219 amino acids.
AUGAAGUUUUCCGUCCCUGUCGUCGUUGCCCUUUUCGGCGCCGCCCUUGCCGCACCCGUCGAUGUGGCUGAGCGUGCCCCCAAGGGCGAUAUCCUUUACAACAACCAGGCUGGUUGGGGAAAGCGCUCCGAGGAAGUCGAUGCCCGCGCCCCCAAGGGUGAUAUUCUCUACAACAACCAAGCUGGUUGGGGUAAGCGAUCCGAGGAGGUCGAUGCCCGCGCCCCCAAGGGUGACAUCCUUUACAACAACCAGGCCGGCUGGGGCAAGCGUGCUCCCAAGGGCGACAUCCUUUACAACAACCAGGCCGGCUGGGGCAAGCGUGCUCCCAAGGGCGACAUCCUUUACAACAACCAGGCCGGCUGGGGAAAGCGCUCCGAGGAAGUCGAUGCCCGCGCCCCCAAGGGUGAUAUUCUUUACAACAACCAGGCUGGCUGGGGCAAGCGCUCUGAAGAGGUCGAGGAGCGCGCCCCCAAGGGUGAUAUUCUCUACAACAACCAGGCUGGCUGGGGUAAGCGCUCUGAAGAGGUCGAGGAGCGCGCCCCCAAGGGCGAUAUCCUUUACAACAACCAGGCCGGCUGGGGAAAGCGCGCUCCCAAGGGCGAUAUUCUCUACAACAACCAGGCUGGCUGGGGAAAGCGCUCCGACGAGGCCGAGAACUAA